AUGAAACACGUUACGAAGCUCCACCUGCCUCGCCCGCCAGCUGGCCUCGAGACUGGUGUUUGGAAUCUCCCAAACGAGAUAGAAUCCCAGAUCACAACGCUAGCUGCCAUCAUUCAGGUCGAGCACCAACAGCGUACUCCCCUUGCACGAAAAGAGGACGAAGACGAAGCAGAGUCUGAAGACGCAGAAAGCUCAAGUGAUGAGAAAUUAGGCAACUAUGGACUUGGAUCCUCGGCCAUUGUCGCUCCUUUAGCUUCGGAAAGUACAAAGGACUUGAAAAGGUGCUUUCUAGAUCGACUGGCCGAAUUGUUGUGCUAUGAGAAGAAUGCACAUUAUGUGACUUGCACGUAUUUACGGGAAGGAGAAGAGGAGGUUACUAUUCUCGCGUCACGGAACGCUACCUGGAAAGACAAGGACAUUAAUCUUCUAGAAAGUUUGGCAAGCACGCUGGAACAGCUUGCAGUGAGAGAUCCUUUCAACCCGGGCCCUGAGCCGGACCUGGAAAGGAAAUUCAGCGAAUACUAUAGCCCACGCUUGGACUACCAUGCCGAACAACUCAUUGAUCCCUUAAAAACAGUAGAAGGGGUGACCGGCCUGGUCGCUUUGUUAAAGGACUUUCUUUCCCGACGCAUCUCGUCACAUGUCCUUGUCAACGAGGUCAACGAAAUUUGCUACAAUACCGACUUCUAUUCCAGGAUUAAGGUAGUGCCAAAAGCAAAGAAGAUAGUGCAAGAGCUGGGUUUUAUUUGUCGCCCUCUUAACGCUGCUGACACAUUCUAUAAAGCAGCGCGCGAGAUCUCGAACUUCAAGCGGGUGAAAAUCGAGCUUCUGCCCGGAUACAAAGCUGAAAGAGUAGCUCCAUCACCCUCACUAUGCCCAAUAUUGCUAUCGAACAGAGAGCGAGGGAGAUUGGAUGAGUGCCUCCGCAAAAAGAAAUGGGUACAUGCGGAAGUGAGGAUGGCUCUACACCUCAUGAGUACUGACCGCAUGUCCCCAACACCACAAUAUCUCGGCAUUAGCAAGAAGACCUGUUUCAUGUGCGGUCACUUUCUGCAAAGACUAUCCCAUUUUCAAGCGCGUGAUAACCAUGGAAAGGUAUACUCGCAGUGGACAUUGCCGAAAUCGCUUGUCAUGCCGCAAAAGUACCAUGAGACACUGGACAAUGCUGCUCGAAACCUCCGGGAUGUAAUGCAGCGUGAAUGUGCUCUACAAUCUGAUUACCGUAUCUCUGCAGUUAAAGAGUCAACUCUCUCAACGCCAGUUGCAUCAGAACAGAUGCAUGUCUGGUCACCGUUUUCUCGCCAUGUACCGGACCCCAAACUCCAAGCGAGAGAAUCAGAGUGGCUGUCACGUCGCAGUCCAAGGGAAAUCAAUGUCAGAGCGAACAAAACCGAUUGUUGCACCCAAGACAUAUCGCGUAGUUCCGAUAUGGAAAGUGCAUUGCCUCCAGAGAUUCCUUGUGCUCGUCCUACGUCGAAAACCACAUCAGUAGCUUGUGCCAGAUGUACCGCAACCGAGGAUCUGACUCCUUGCUCCAAAUGCGGCUCAACAUUCUACUGCAGUAGAGAGUGCCAAACAACUCACUGGCUAAGACAUAAGUUCGAUUGCAGCCUUGGACGACCGAUAGACGAGGUUGACUAUUUCAUAAUUGCAUGCAAGACAGAGGAACUGCCCAAAGAUGAUGAUGUCGCUAAGGCCUUCGGGCUCCUCUACUUUACAUCAGCGGCUGAUCUACAGAGACUCUUCAGGCUGUACUGCAGACUCGUAAAUGAGUGGGGUGUGGAAGAGGAUGAGCUUCGAGAGGCAUGGCAGCAAAACAAAUUGAAGGAAUUUAUUCUGUUUCGAAGCUCCCAGAUACCAUCAUCUUUGAUCCACGCUGAAAGCCGUUGGAUAAGUCAGCAGGAUGGCUUUGCUGCCAACAAAAUAACUGAUUUAUUUAAUGUCCUGUUCGAAUCUCAACUCAAAAACAUGUACUCGAGCGCGAAGAUCAACAGGUUCCAUAUGAAGAGUUGGAGCCCCGGGAAAAGCUCGAAGCCUAUGUAUUCCUUUGCCAGAUUCGAAAUGGCUCGGGAUGGCGACGAAAUCCAGCAAUUGGCGAAGCUAUACAGGGUGCUUGUCGAUAGAUGUGAAUUCGAAGAGUUCUGGAAGGCCAUGGCAGAAUCGAAGAUGGUCGAUCUUUUCAAAAAGUACGGUCUUGGCCAUGCCAUCGCAGACUUGCGGAACUUUGAGACCCUUUUGAGCGCUGUUGGAACGGGGUACCAGAGUGUGUGGGAGUUGAAACGGUUCACUCGCCUGUCGUAUGCAAAACCUCACCGUAGCGUUCUCGUGGAUUACGGAUUUUGCAACCGUCGAACACUAGUACUGAGUGACCUCCGACAAGCCUACACGAAGUUCUUCACUCAGGGCGGAGAUGAAAUGGCCCUUCAUGAGGCCUGUAUCCGGGGUCAAUUGGCGCCAUUUCUUGAGUCCGAGUUGGGAGGGCUCCCCGCUUCCGCUAAGCUGGUGUCGAAUCCAUAUCCAUUAGAGGGAUGCGACUACAUGGGCAUGGUGUUUGAGGAUGGGUGUCUUGUCCCGCAGUCAGUUUAUGGAGACGCGAAGGAGUGGCAGAAGCAAACAGGGAAUAAGAUGGCUAUAUUGACCUUCCCUGAUGAGAAAGAGAAAUCGUUCACGCAAACGUUAUUAGAAAGAUGGAGCUACUUGGGGCAGACCGUCAACACCCAAACGACUAUUAUAAAUGGGCAAACUUUCAAAACCAUGUCUGGGAUGUGA
Aspergillus niger is the source of this 2769-nucleotide messenger RNA. RefSeq lists its product as uncharacterized. The record is from RefSeq and is a predicted model, not a curated record. The transcript is spliced from 4 exons. NCBI's taxonomy places the organism in Eukaryota, Fungi, Ascomycota, Eurotiomycetes, Eurotiales, Aspergillaceae. The coding region runs from base 1 to 2769 and encodes 922 amino acids.